GAGUGCGACUCCGAGCUGGUGUUCGCCGACAUGGUUCGCAAGAUUGCCAUUGUUCUCUGCCGGGCUGCGGCCCGCUCCCUGCAGCGCCGGCGGCGGACCUGGUUCCGGUCUCCUGGCACACCGGCCUCGGCUGCUGCCGUGGUUGCAGCCUACGUCCGGCUGACCUUGGAGAGGCGUCCACGGAGGAGCGGCAAGAGUUCCAAAGAGAUCUUCGCAUAUUGUUGGAGCAGGUGCAGAAGCUACACGGGCCAAACCCGCACCCAGUUCAGCAAGCCUUGAUGCUGUUGGAAAGUGUUUUUGCACCUGCUGAAGCUCAAGAGGAAGCCUGCUGGCGGCAUUUGGAGAUUUGCACAGAGCUCUUUGGCGCUGAAUCUCGCUGUGCCAAGUGGGCGCGUGAGCUGUGUCAAAGUCCAGAAAUAUGCGCCGAUGAACUUCGCCUUCAUGCACCAGCUUGUCAAGACCUCGAAGAAGGUAGAACAAUGCUGGGCGCCUCCAGAAAUCUCAUCAUGAAGGCUUACGCGAGGCAUUUCUCGAAGCAAUGGAGGCUGCAAAGAAGAGGUGCAGAGUUCAUUGCUUGCUCCUGA
Molecule: messenger RNA, 584 nt
Organism: Durusdinium trenchii
Lineage: Eukaryota; Dinophyceae; Suessiales; Symbiodiniaceae
Source: the annotation of a GenBank genome assembly